This is a messenger RNA of Dalotia coriaria, 4095 nucleotides long. RefSeq lists its product as uncharacterized. Gene Ontology annotation, cellular component: signaling receptor complex. Gene Ontology annotation, molecular function: protein binding. Lineage: Eukaryota; Metazoa; Arthropoda; Insecta; Coleoptera; Staphylinidae. The transcript has 12 exons. The record is from RefSeq and is a predicted model, not a curated record. Gene Ontology annotation, biological process: peptidyl-tyrosine dephosphorylation involved in inactivation of protein kinase activity. The coding region runs from base 13 to 4095 and encodes 1360 amino acids.
GCAGUAUGUGAAAUGUGGACGUCAAAUUUGAUAUUUAUGUUAACUUGGCUUAGUAGUAUUGUAGGUUGCAAAACAAAUUUCCUGUAUGCUAAUAUUACCGGCAGUGGUGAAAAUGUUACAGUUAAAGCAACGUGUGUUUGUGAUGAUUAUAAUGAUGCAAUUGCAUGGAUUACACCACCACAAACUGAAUUCCUAGAACUUUUGUCAGCCAAUAAGACUUUGAGAUAUGUGAAUUUUGAUUGGGCUAAUAAGAUAUGGUUCGUUCAGCCGGCCUAUAGAGGAUUGUUUGGCCCAGUUCUAGAUUAUACAUGGGAAAAUAUGCCAAUCUUUUUAACCAGAGCGACUACACCUGGAGAACAAUAUGAAUAUAAAGAAAUACGUGACAUUCAAAUACUUAAUCAACUCGAAUUGAAUUUCUCGUUUUUGGGGAAAUCAAACGCACACAUUUACUUAUGUUCAGGUGUCCUAAACAAUGCCAAUUCUUGCUUAGUUUUUAUUUUGGGCAGCGGAAAUGGAAACAGAAGUCAUAUAAAACUAUGCAAAUAUAAUGCAACAAAAACAUGCGAAAAUUUGAUUGAAGAAAUUAUACACGAUCAUUUUUUCUCGGAAAAUAAUUGGAGCCAGAUAACUAUACGAUACUUAAAUCAACAAUUGCAAGUGAUUGUCAAUAACAAACGCUUGAUAUCUCUCAAUUCCAUGAAUUGGAAUUACACAAUCGAGUUUCAAAAAUAUACAAAAGUAUCAAUUCACUCAAAUACUGAGAAUGCAUUAUGGAAAUAUCAUGAAUAUUCAUAUUAUGAGGAUCGAAGAAUUCAUUUAGCGGAAAGAUCAUCUACUAGUUUAAUGUUUCACGUAAAGUCAACCUAUUUAUGUAUUUCAUUUUUCGCAAAUUUUCAGAAAGAAAUUACGAUUCAACUAUAUGAUCACUCUGAGAGAUUGAUUGAAACAGAAAAAUAUUCUUGCAAACACAGCACACAAUGGAAUUACAAAACAUUUAACACACCGGUACACGAAAAUCAUGAAUAUUUUAUAGUUUUACAGAGUAGCUAUGGCGACAUUAUUGCAAUUCGUGAUAUGGUUAUUCAUGAUGAUUGCAAUACAAUGGAUCGAUUCAAUCAUCACAUUUCGAGUUUGUCAUUUAGUUUAGCAUCAAUAAAAAAUAUAAAAUGUUCAUCACUUCGACAUAGAAGCAAGCAUUUAACAAUACAUCCAGCAGAUAAUAAAAGUCACUGCAAAAUUUGUAGUGCUAAAUACCAUAAUACAAUACAAAAUUCACAUCGAAUAAUAUGCAAUGAGCAACUUUGUUAUUGUUCAAAUGGAUACAUUGGAAAUUAUUGCGAAAAACAGUGUGAAGAUGGACGUUAUGGAUGUAAUUGUGUAUGUAAAUGCGGAGAAUGUGUCGAGGGCUUAUGCAAUCCAGUCAAUGGGGAAUGCAACUUAGGAUGUAAAAAUAAUUAUAUUGAACCCUAUUGUAUAGAAAGAAAUCUGCCAGUGAUAACUGGCAUUGCAUCAAUUCAAUCUGAUUGUGUCACAAAUUGCACAAUAAGAAUAUAUGACAAAGAAUUAAAAUAUGAUGGUGCACAGGAACCACAAUAUUAUUACACUCGGUUAAUUCAUCCGAAUAACACUGUUACAGAGAGACAAAUAACACCAGUUAAAGUCAAUGUUAUUAAUUUUACCAAUUUAAUUAAAGAUACCAAAUAUAAUUAUCAGAUAGUUCUUUGUGUUGGCGAGAAAAAAUCAACGUGUUUUAAACAAGAAUUGACAAUAUUUCAAUUUGAAACUACAUGCGAUGAACUGCACAAUUACCAAAUUAUAAUUAAAAAUAUAGAAAAAGAGACCAAUAUAUAUGUGGAAAAUUACCAGCCUGUAAGAAAUUGUUUCAUACAGAAUUAUCAGAUGCUAAUCCUUGAUGAAGCUGGUAACACAGUACAAUCUGCAACACAUUUGGAAGUGAAUAAUACUGAAUCAUCAUUGAAGAUAUUCACAAAUUACACUCUUCGUUUGAUCAGAAACAACAAAAUAACAAAUAAUAUCAUGUUUACCACAGACGAAUCCAAACCCCUUGGAGUGAACGAUGUAAAAAUUACCUCAGCAUUAGCCAGUGCAUUUAAAAUAGUAUGGAAAGAACCGUUGCCUGUUCAGGGAAUAAUUACCCAAUAUCUCGUGGAGUGGAAAUUUUGUGGGGAAAAUGAUUGCUUAAUUGAAAAUGAGGAGCAUGAAAUGCAAUCGCGUAAUGUGACGGCUGCAGCAAUUGAGUUAAACGAUUUAAGUCCCUGUUCCGUUUACGAGAUAUCAAUUUAUGCAUUUACUAAAAAGGGAAGAAGUGAGGUGGUAAAGACAACAGCAUAUACGGAUGUAAUUAAUCUUGAUCCGUAUAAUUAUACUGUUAGUUCAACCGCGACUUCAGUUCAAAUAUCAUUUAAUGUUGAUUGCAUAAAUAUGAAAAAUCCAUCUCUGGUAAUUGUAAAUGUGACAUGCAAAAGUGAUUGGUGUAAAGGAAAAGUUAACAAAACAUCGAAACAAUUAACUUAUAAGAAUGAUAGUGUAAUUGUAGAAAAUUUGCUUCCGUAUACAAAUUAUUUGUUAGACAUUUAUCUGCAGUUCAAUCAACAAAUAUCAUUAAAUAAUUUUAAAAUAAUAGGCUCCCAGGAUUUUAUCACGUUGUCCAGUGUUCCACACAAAAUACCAUUUGCUGAUGUAUAUAGUUUAUCAGAGACAUCUUUGUCCAUUCGAUGGAGUGCACCUUAUCCUCCAACUGGAAAAUUGGACACAUUUAUAAUUCAAUACGGUUAUAAUACCGAGAAAGAAACCACAUUUCAAAACGUAACAGUUUUAACAAGUUUUUGUAUAAUAUGGCCGGAAUUGUUUUGUCUGACAUUAACUGACUUAAAAUAUAACAAAACAUAUACAAUAUCAAUAACUGCCCAGAAUCAGGGAAUACCUUACAAUGCAUCGGAAACUGUAUUAAGCGAAACAACAUUAGUAAAAGUUCCACAACCACCACAACAUCAAAUCGCUUUUUGGAGCUCGACGCGAUUUCUGCAAUUGGAAUGGAAGCAUCCAAAUAAAACAAAUGGGCCUCUUCUGGGGUUUGCAAUCAGUAUUAAUGGUGAAAAGUUUUUUCAUAAAGGUUUAGAGAAUUUGACCUACACUUACCAAACUCAAUUUCGAUGUGAACCUGACAACUACCAACCCACAGUAACAAUACAAACCGUUAACUCAUUAUUCAGUUCCGAAUUGUUGAGUGAUCAGUUUAUCUGUCCUAUUCUUCAGCCAUCAUUUUCUUCUUUGGCUUUUGUGAAACAGAUAAACUGCCACAAUUUCACUGUGUUACUACCAACAAUUGAAAACACUGAAACAAUUAGUUUUCUGUAUAUUGUAGUGCUUACCAGUGAACUGGACCAUACAGGCGAUUGCAGAGAUAGUAUUAAUAGUAUUCACGAUUCUCUUAUUUCAAGUAAAGAAAACCAAACAUGUUGGAUAGUUGAACACUACGAACAACAUGAAUACAAAGAAAUUGAAGACACAGAAUUAAAUAUUAACAUACCAGAAAUGGCAGAAUUUAAUUGCACUGAAGAGUUGUAUGAAGUAGGCGUAUUGAUUGUCAAUGAAUUAGGUGACCAAAUAUCAUCUAAUUGGUAUCAACUAGAAUUGAUAGAAAUGAGCUCAUUGGAAGUGACUGAACUUAGUUUGGUAACCAUCUCAUUGCUUGUUGUAUUCUCAUCAUUACUGGUGAUUAUAAUAAUUGUGGGACCUAUGUGUAGGUAUACAUUAGGAAUGAGCCACACAAACAACCGCAAUGUUGUGUAUUCUGAAAUACCAGUAUUGCUCAGUUCAUCACAUUACAUAACUUCGGAAGUAAUACCGCCACCACUUCCUAUGAAAAAAACAAAGUCGGCCGCAAAUAUCAAUGAAAAAUGUUCUCGUUUAGUUGCAUUAGCCGAUUUGCAUGAAUAUGUGAGGGAUCUUGCUGAAGGGGAUGAUUUUAUUGCGCAACAUAAAAAAAUUGUAAAAUUGACUCCAGUUAAUAAUGAAUAUCAAAACAAGUUAGAAAAUGAUCGCGAAUUUAAAGAAAUAUAUGCCCUGCGUUGA